This is a messenger RNA of Anolis carolinensis (green anole), 2715 nucleotides long. It is a transcript of the gene tsen2, whose product is annotated as tRNA splicing endonuclease subunit 2. Gene Ontology annotation, cellular component: tRNA-intron endonuclease complex. The record is from RefSeq and is a predicted model, not a curated record. Gene Ontology annotation, biological process: tRNA-type intron splice site recognition and cleavage; tRNA splicing, via endonucleolytic cleavage and ligation. The coding region runs from base 410 to 1777 and encodes 455 amino acids. NCBI's taxonomy places the organism in Eukaryota, Metazoa, Chordata, Lepidosauria, Squamata, Anolidae. The transcript is spliced from 14 exons. Gene Ontology annotation, molecular function: nucleic acid binding; tRNA-intron lyase activity.
CUUGUGAGCACCAGCUAUUUUUUCGGAGACGGAGCAUGCGCGGGAGAGGAUGAUGUCAAAGACAGAACGACUCCGUUUGAUCUCUUUAGGAAACAAGAAGAGCUUCCUUUUUCCGUCGCCGCCGCGGAGCCGGAGCUGCCCUUCUUCCGGUUUUCCUCGGGAGGGGAGGGGAACGGAGGGCUCGUUUGCGCUGCUGGGGAGUGAGGCAAAGCGAAAAGGAGAAUGAAAAAUAUAACUUUGGCCUCUUUUGCCCCAAAUAUAAAGGUACUGGGGAUCUAAAAAGAAGAAGAAACAAAAUGAAACGUGAACCAAGACAUGUAUUUGCUCAGAAAGAGUUGUUCCAGUUACGUCCGUAUGCCACGAAGGAGUAGAAUGAGAUACUGUUGCUGAAGAAGAAACGUAAUACAAAAUGGCAGAAGCAGUUUUUCAUCCUCCAAAAAGGAAGAGAAGAGUUUAUGAACCAUAUGCUUCUCCAUUCCCUAUUAAUUCUUGCGAUGGAAGCAAUUAUGGACCACAUUUUAAAAUAUGCCAAGCUGAAAUUGUAAACAAUAAUGUAAUUGUGAAGAAUCCAGAAGAUAUGGAACAACUGUAUAGCAAGGGAUUUUUUGGGAAAGGUAUUCUUUCAAGAAGUCGGCCAGAGUACAGUAUUUCAGAUCCUGUGUUGGCUGCUAAAUGGCAAAAGUUCAAUUUUAAUAUGCCUGUUGUCUCAUCAAAAAAGUACCAGCGUCAUAUUGAAUGGGCUAAAAGCCUUAUGCAGGAGCAAGGACUGGAUGAUUGCACAAUUAAUGCGCUCCUUCUGGAUUUCACCAAACCCCUUAAUUUGAGAGAGGAAACUGAAGAGUGCUGUGAAUCUCAGAAUGAAGGGGCCCUUGAAAUGGAGGCGGUUGGCAAUGAACCAGAAGACUUAAUGACUUCUUCAGAAACCAGUGGGGGAAAAGAACAUGGUCUGGAAAGUGACCCUCAUUAUGAUCCACUAGCCAACAGCAGCCCUUACAAAUCAGAUAUAACAAACAUAAAAACUGUGGUCAGGACUCAUUUGGCAGAACAGCAUUCAUCAAGUGCACAUUCCCAGUCUAAACACGACAGUUGUAAUGAAGAAAACUCCCAUAUUUGGCUUGAUAAAGAUUAUGAUCAAGAGUAUGUAUUAAUACAAGAGGAGGAAUCAAAUGUGUGUCCAACUGAAGCAGCAGCCGGAAAUGAGAAAUCACAUUUAAACAAAAAAGAAAACUUAGUAUGCAGAAGAAAUCCAUUUCAGAUUUUUGAAUAUUUGCAACUUAGUCUAGAGGAGGCUUUUUUCUUGGUCUAUGCACUGGGAUGUUUAAGUAUCCAUUACAAUGAGGUUCCUUUAUCUAUUGUGAAGCUAUGGGAAGUUUUCAGUGGAGCACAACCCAACUUUAAGGCUACAUAUAUGGCAUACCACUACUUUCGGAGUAAAGGGUGGGUGCCUAAAGUUGGGCUGAAGUAUGGAACUGACCUCUUGUUGUAUCGAAAGGGCCCUCCUUUUUAUCAUGCCAGUUAUUCUGUGAUUGUUGAAUUAGUUAAUGGUGACUUUGAAGGGCCGUUGCGCAGACCUUUCAGCUGGAAGUCUUUGUCUGGGUUGAACAGAAGUACAGCAAAUGUUUCCAAGGAACUCUUGUUCUGCUAUUUGAUCAAGCCAUCUGAUAUGACUGAAAAAGAAAUGUUAUCCCCAGAAUGCUUCAAAAGAAUUAAAGUUCAGGAAUUGAUCCUAAAUCGUUGGGUCUCAUCUUCCGAACGCAGUGAACAAGAAGAGCUAUGAUGAAAUGGAACUGAAAAUUCAGUAAUUUUAACAGGAACACACAAUCAAGCACUCCUGAAAGAUGGCCAUCCAGCCUGUUUAAAAACCUCCAGAGAAGGAGACUACCACAAUCCGAAGUAGCAUAUUCCACUGCCGAAUAGUUAUCACAUUAUAGCCUGAAUUCAGGAAGCGAUGUAUGAAGGUGGAGUAGCCUCUGUGCAUGUGGUAUGAAGAAUUCAGCGUUGUGAAACAGACAACUUCAGUGGGUAAUGGCAGAAGCGAAAAAGCCGUGAUUCACAAUAUGGUGCAAAAGGUACGUACAUUCUGGAGGCUGUGGUAAAAGUGCUCUUGAACAAUCCACAACAUUGUGUAACAACUACAGCCAGCCCAAUGUGCUGCAUGCACAGGUAUACACAGUGCAACACAUACUACACAACUCACUUUGCACUUGUAUCAUUGUGCAACAGUGGCAUUUCCCUAUAUCGGCUGCUUUAUAUUAUGAUUCUGCAUGGGGGUUGCAUAAUGCCCACUAAGGACUAUUGAAUUGAAGCCUAUAUGUCAAGGCUCUGAAGUCUUCUGGACAUUAGAGAGUAAUUUUCACUGGUCUCCAUGCGAUUUCCCCGAGUAAACAUGCAUUAAAUCAUGUUGUUGUCCCAGCUUCUCAUUUUCCUUGUGAGAGAAAAACAUGCAUAUCUUCACCGGAUAGUUUUGCUUCAAUUUGCUCUGCCUAAGUGCUUUCUUAUAAAGUUACAUGGCUCCCUGGGGAAGUCUGGCUGUCUUGUUCAGGGUGAUCCACAGCAUAGAAGCCGCUCUUACAUAUUUCUUUGUAGAUGGUGAUAUACUUGGAAGCUUUUCUUGUCCGUGGAAUCACAAACCUUUCUGUAAACUCACUUUUAUUCAUUUGCUGCUUCUUCUGGGCAUUCAGCACACAGUUAAUAAAUGUCAGUGCAUAUGUGUAA